AUGCACAAGGAUGUCAACAAUCACCGUGAACACCUCAACUACACCAUUGCAAUCGGCGAUUUCACCGGAGGCGAAUUGUGGAUUCACGAUGACACCGUCCGGAAGGAUGAACCAGGUUGCAUCAACAAGAUCGCCCCCACUGGUGCCAAACUGGGAGGUCGUUUGCACAGGUCGAAGUCGAAGAUCAUUUCCUUCGAUCCAAAGACUUUCCAUUGCGUCACUCCCUGGAAGGGCGAGCGUUGGAGCAUCACGGGAUACGUCAAUCGCGCUGUGCACAGGCUGGAUUCGCAUCAGCUAGAGAAGCUUAAGUCACUGGGGUUCUUGCUGCCGAAACAGAAGAACUUCCCUCCAGCAGUGCCUGCGGAAAUCGAUGAGGAGAUGACUCUUUACGAGUUAGCUACUAUGGAUCCUCCAGCUCCGGCCCCAGUGAGCCGAGCGUCCUCCCUCCUCCUCCGGAAGGAGAGAGGCAUGCUCCAGAUGGGGAUCCUGGUGAGGGUAGUGGUGGGGAAGGACUUCCAUGAAUGCAUCAAGCCCAUAAGAGCAUACCAGUUCAAGGUGCCUGAAGGUGAUUUCACUUUUCCCAUGAAACAGAGGACGCUGAGCCCUCAGCUGAACAGGCCGCUGAAGCUUCUGACGCCGACCGGAAGGCCCUCUGCAGUAGCUAAUCCGGUUAAAGAUGAAUGGACAAUUCGGGGGGAUAAGCUCAUCCGCUUUCACUACUCUCCGAGACGUGAACUGUUCUCCCCUGAUCUCACUGAUUGUCCUGUUCCUAUCUCCGCUCUUGGUAAAGAGAGAUUGACCAAAAUCAUGCCAAUUGGAGGUACGGACAUCAUAGCCGAUUGUGAUGAAUGGCGUCAUGUACGCAAGCGCAACAAGAAGCUCAGCUUCAAAUGGGUUGGUCGUACUGAGUUCGACAUCCUUACCAAACCCCACACUUCGGAAGAAGCUGUCAAAGAUUUCCCAUGUAUGCCUACAGUUCCCAUGUCUAGUCAUCAACAUAGGGACAAGAUCCCUGCUUCCCACGCUCUUACUGCCGAGCAAGUUCAGGAAGCUAUGGCUAUGGUUGCCAGGCCAGUAGGAAGAAAAGAGCUGUUAGCUGAUCCUCAGGCCCAAGCUUCUCUUGACGUUGAAUGGGAAAAGUUGAUGAAGAAGAAAGCCUGGGACAUGUCAUCUGUUCGUGAAUGGGAAGAAGUCUCUAAAGAGGCAGCCAAAAGAGGAAAGAAGGCCCACGUUGGCAAAAUCUUUGAAAUCUGCGUGGAAAAGGGCAGUGAGCUUCCUAAAGGGAAUCCCUUACGGAAGUUCAAGGGUAGGACCGUCUUUCAGGGCAACAAUGUGAAGGACGAGAACAAUGACACCGCUCUCUUUAGUGAGCUGGGCUCUAGUCCCGCCACCAUGGAAGCGGGUAAGGUUCUCGACGCCUAUGGCCAUGCCCCCGGCCACGAUGUGGAACAGGGGGAUGGUAAACAGGCGUACACGCAAACGACUCUGAAAGGCGCUGACACUUGGGUCAGGCUCCCACGUGAGCGUUGGCCUAAGGAGUGGGUCGGCAAGUUUAGGGACCCCGUCGUCCGCCUCAGAUUGGCUCUUUACGGGCACCCAGACAGCGGGGGCUUCUGGGAGCAACAUUGCGAAAAGCGCUUACGGGAGGUUGGUUUUGAGCUCGUGUUUCCCGCUGCAUGGCCAUCUGUCUUUUAUCAUCCCACAUUGAAGCUUUUAUUAGCCGUGUAUGUAGAUGAUUUCAAGAUGGCCGGGCCAAAAGAGAACCUAGCCAAGGGUUGGGAACUCAUCGGUUCUCGCAUCGAUAUGGCUACACCGGCCAGCGUUCCGCCGCCCGCCGUUGCGAGCGACUCGAGGAACAGUCCAGAUGUGGAGAGCCUAAUCUACUCAAUGAAGUGGGGGUAUCACCUCGACCAGCUCAUCGAUGAGGCGCUCAAGCACCUUAACGAGGCGAGGGAUCACCACCCGGAAGGGGCGGCUACCCACAUCAUUUUUGGAUGGUCAGGAAACGAUGUAUGGGGCCAACACGGCUAUCAUGGCUACACUUGGCAUCUUCAGAGCAAGUUCACAAAGCGAACAGCCGAGGAGCUCGAGCAGAUUGACACUUGGCCUGCAAAGCAGAAGCUUCGUGUUGAUCGGGCGUGUGAGAGAGCGUGCAAGCUCCUCCACCGGACUGACGUCUCGGGUGUGUCUUUCUUGAUGGGAUGCACCAUCAUUGACCCUGUGGAGCUCUAUGAGCAGACCAGCAGGCCUGAUGGCUUCCACGCUGACGCGUCGGAUCAAAAUCUGCAGAGCACCCUUAGGUGGCACGCGGCGAUGCUCCGCGGCAUUCUCACAGAUUACCGCCUUCUCGCUGUUGAACAGCAACUCAUCGCAAACCAAAGAGAGGCCGUUUUUCAUGCACACUUUGUGUUGAACAAGCCCGAACCGUUCCUCACCGUGCCCCCCGCGUCCGGGAGAAUCCUUUCCAAGAUUGUUGAUUCCCCGGACCCACCUCUGGCGAGGGAGGCAGAAGAGGAGAUUGUGUUGGCCGGCCCACUCCUGGCGGAGGCGGAGUACGAAGUCGUCAACGAUGACUCGGCUCAGAGCUGCAAUCCGCAGCCCAUCACUGAGUUCGACUUUGCCAGGAAUGACACCAGGCCCGGCGCAGGCUGUGUCCUCGCGAUUGAAGACGGCGACCCGAUCAAUGUUGUCGCUGAGGAACACCUUGUCAUGGCCAACCAAGCGGCAGAGGGUAUCACGCAGGAAGAACUCACCGCGGUCGCGGCUGAAGAGGAAAUUACCCUCCUUAGCCAAUUCGUGGAGCAGGAUGAUGAUCCCUAUGAGAAUGCCGACACCUACUCCUUGAAGAAAGCUGAGGUGGUCGCGCCCCCUUCUCCCGUGGUCGUCAUCGAUGACCCCGACGCCCCUCAGCCGAGCGAGGCCGUUGCACAGGCACCCCUUGUCCCAAAGGCAAAGCCGAGGCCUCCCACGCUGCCGCGUUGGGUUACCGCUGAUCAGCUCCCUGAUUUGCCGGAUGAUUACCGUUUCCUCACGGAGAACGCCCGGGUCUGCUUGUCAAAGAAGAUGUCUUUCCUCGCCCGGGGAUUCGCCAAUCGGCGAGCGCCAGAAAUGGCGGUCCACAUCUCAGCUAGGGACAAUUCUAUUGAAUGGUCCGAAUUUUUCGAGAAGUUGGGAAUGAUGUGGAGAGGCCUUCGUGUGGAGCACGUGGUGGACGUCCUCAAAUCCACUCACGACAAAGUGCGGUUCGAAGUCAAGGUUGUCAUUAAACCCGACAGGGAGGUCCAGCUGCGUGCCUUUAGAGCGAUUCAGGGGCACGACGGCAUACUCCUCUCGGAAGAGACGGACGUGAUGGCACUGAACACCCACUCGCCGUACCAAAUCGCCCACGAAGAGAACCUCACGGUUGAAGAUGAGAUCAUCAGGCUCGAGGACCUCAAGUUCGCCGACAACGCACCGCGGCCCGAGCCACUGGCGGAAGCCAAGUGGGGUUCCACGCUCAAGGUGUGGUUCUCCGCAAAGGGCAUCCGAGUGGAUCGAAAGUACCGCUCCGAGCUCGACCAUUUCAUCGUCCAGGAGCUUGUUUCCUUUCCCUGGUUUUACUGCACCAGUUGCCGUAAACAUUACAUCGAUGGAAUGAUUGAGUGCCAGUUCUGCGGCUCCAGAAUCGCAGCUGAGAGUGACAUGGCACAUGUUGCCGAACCCAGCAAACGACGCCUGGAGUCCUCCCGGAAGGGACGGAACAUCGACAUCAUGUCGAUCGAACGCGCGAAGCACAAGAUCAAAGUCUCCCUGCAGCAGUGCGCAGCAAAUGCGUGA
This is a messenger RNA of Symbiodinium natans, 3816 nucleotides long. Lineage: Eukaryota; Dinophyceae; Suessiales; Symbiodiniaceae. The record is from the annotation of a GenBank genome assembly.